Messenger RNA from Beauveria bassiana ARSEF 2860, 1785 nucleotides. Its product is annotated as Zn(2)-C6-type transcriptional repressor. Gene Ontology annotation, molecular function: DNA-binding transcription factor activity, RNA polymerase II-specific; DNA binding; zinc ion binding. The record is from RefSeq and is a predicted model, not a curated record. Gene Ontology annotation, biological process: regulation of DNA-templated transcription; DNA-templated transcription; response to xenobiotic stimulus. Bases 1 to 1785 code for a protein of 594 amino acids. The transcript has 2 exons. NCBI's taxonomy places the organism in Eukaryota, Fungi, Ascomycota, Sordariomycetes, Hypocreales, Cordycipitaceae.
AUGCCAAAGAGGACACAGACUAAUCGGCCUCAGCCCAACGCUCAACGCCGACGCCGCGUUUACGCCGCGUGCAGCGAAUGUCGUCGUCGCAGGCGAAAAUGCGACGGCAGCCAGCCCUGCGCCCAGUGCCAGGCCUACGGCUACGCCUGCCUCUACGACGCCGAGAAUUUCUCUUCCCCCGCGCAAAGCUCCUCCGACGCUGCUGCUGCUGCUGCGGUGCAUCCCAGGCAACCGUUGCCGCUCCAGACUAGGCAACGCGGCGGCGGCGGCGGCGGCCAAGACGCGACCCCGACCGCGCCGCAGCAGCCGCCGCCGCCAUCCGCAAUCCUCAUCAGUCGCGAAAGGGGCCGCUUCAUCAGCGCACACAGUGCCGUCGCGCUACCUCUCCUCGUCGGACAGGAGCUCGCCAUCACGCAGCCCCCGCUACGACUGCACUCGUACGCGUGGAACCUGGGCAUCCGGCCCGAGCGCCGCGGCACACCGUCUCCAUCAUCACUCGCCGACUACUUUUCACUAGCCGAGUGCCAGACGCUGUGCGCCGUCUAUUUUGCCGCCGUGCACCCGCUCUUUGCCUUUUUGCACCCAGAGACGUUUACGCGACGGCUGGCGCGGGGAUGGAGUGGUGACGGUGGUGGUGGUGGUGCGGCCGGAGGUGCGGCCGGAGAUGCCACCGUCGGCGGCGCUGCCGUCACCACCACGCUCGAUACCGGCCAGCCCAACUUUGCCGCCGUCGUCGCGCUCGUUGCGGUGCUGGGCUCCGUGUUCUCGCCGACGCCGCACCCGCGCGAGCAGGACAUUAAGCGCCACGCGCUGGCGAUUCUCGAUCGCGGGCUGUCGACCCCCGUGGCGCCCGUCGACAUGGACACGGUCGCGGGCUGGAUCCUGCGGGCGCUGUACAUGCGGCUUACGACGCGGCCAGCUAUUUCGGCCAUGGCGACCCAUGCCGCGAUGCACAUGGCCGAGAUGAUUGGCCUGCAUCGAGAAAUGCAUGACCCAGGGUCGUCAUCCGCCACCGCCGCCGCCGCGUCAACGUCAACGUCAACGUCCAAGGUCUCGUCGACGUCGUCAUUCAGCGACGAGGAGCUCGAGACGCGGCGCCGGUGCUUCUGCGUCGCGCGGUUUCUGAACCUGCUGCUCACGACCGAGUACGGGCUGUCGGCCGUGUCCCCGCGGCACGCCACCUGCCUGGCGCCGGCGCGCGUGCCCGGCGCACACAUUGACGCGCUAUACACCAUGAGCAGCGUGCUGCACGACGCCGAAGCAGCAGCGGCGGCGGCGGCGGCGGCGGCGGCGGCGGCGGACACGCGCGCGCCGAGUAGCCUCGACUCGGACGAGUUUGCCAACUUGUUCCUGCGCCUGCGGGACAUGCCGCGCGACGACGACCCGUCGCGCUCUUUGCCGGCGACGUCUGCCUCUGCCUGCUGCGGCGCUUCUCGGCCGCUUCGCGUCGAGUGGCAAGCCCGCCCGCGCAUCGUCGGCGCGUCCGUCGCGAGCGUCUGCGUGUGCGUGCUCGUCGACGGCGUGGCCCUGCUCGAGCUGCUGCCGGCGGCCAUGGAGCUGCUGCGCGGCAUGGCGGAUCGCUUCGAGUCGCACAUGGCGAGGGAGGCGCUGGCCACGGCGCAGCAGGUCAUUGCGGCGUCGCGCGGCCGCACCGACGCCAAGCUUGCCAUCAAGGACGCGGCGCUAAGUCAUGCGCUGCCGGUGGUCGAUAUCGACUGGGCGAGUUUUGAUACGGGCUUUGAUUUGGGCGAUGUUUGGCCUCCAGUGAUAGACUUUUUCGGGUAG